Cornus florida is the source of this 1031-nucleotide messenger RNA. RefSeq lists its product as uncharacterized. NCBI's taxonomy places the organism in Eukaryota, Viridiplantae, Streptophyta, Magnoliopsida, Cornales, Cornaceae. The transcript has 7 exons. The record is from RefSeq and is a predicted model, not a curated record. Bases 222 to 749 code for a protein of 175 amino acids. Gene Ontology annotation, molecular function: calcium ion binding.
GAAGCAUGGGAUCAUGAAUUAUUGUCAUUUGGGGAUAAACAUCAGUUUCUUCGUCACCUUGAAUAGCCAAAUCUCAACGCUUUUUGGUGCUCCGAUGAUGACUAAGCACAUCGUCUUAUAGUUGGAGUAUUCCUUGCUUCAUUCAUCAUCAAUCCUAUCCUCUCUCUCACUAUUCUCGUCUUUUCUUCCAGUCCCUCCAAGACUUUUCAGUCAGGGAAUCAAUGGGUAAUGCAUCAUCAACGCUAACUCAAUAUGAUAUUGAAGGAGUUCAAGAGCACUGUAACUAUCUAUUUUCCCAGCAAGAAAUAGUGUCACUCUAUCAGAGAUUUUGCCAACUUGAUCGGAAUGCAAAGGGUUUUAUCUCAGCUGAUGAGUUCUUAUCGGUGCCAGAGUUUGCGAUGAACCCGUUAUCUCAGAGGUUGCUUAAGAUGGUGGAUGGUUUGAACUUCAAGGACUUUGUAGCAUUCUUAUCAGCAUUUAGUGCUAAAGCAAAUAUGCAGCAAAAAGUAGAACUUAUUUUCAAAGUUUAUGAUUCAGACUAUAAUGGGAAGGUGACUUUCAAUGACAUAUUAGAAGUGCUGCGGGAUUUGACAGGUUCAUUCAUGUCCGAUGAGCAAAGAGAGGAGGUCUUGAGCCAAGUUUUGCAGGAAGCUGGUUAUAAAAAGGAAUCUCCUUUAUUGUUGGAUGACUUCAUUAAGAUUCUUGGCAAACCAGGCCUGAAAUUGGAGGUGGAAGUCCCGGUAGACUAAAGCUGAGACAGUGUUCUUUGCCAAUUUAAUUCAAGAUUAAACCUGAAGAGAACAUAUGCCCCUUUGUGGAAGUUCAUACCUGUAUUAUUGUUUUUUGUUUCUUUGCUUCUCUUUUUUUCUUCUUGUUUUCUUUUAAUCUCAACCAAAAAUUAAGAAUAAGCAAUGUAUAUUACAAUAAAAAAUGAGCUUAUUCGUAAAGGUUCCAUGUAAAUACUGUGUGUGUGCAUGAUGAGGGUUUUGGCCAAGUGUUAAUUUUCUGAUAUAUUUGAUUCAGCUGCUAAA